AUGGGCUUUACCGCUUUGCCACCUAAGCUACUUGCACAUGUUUCACUUUCUCCGCUAAAACAGCCUCAAGCAUGGGUCAGAAGGUUUCAAACAUUCGAUCCCAUCGGUAUCAAGCCUCUUCCAUCGUCUUUGUUUGCUUGCCCCAUCAGACCAGACCUAAUUCAACGGGUUACUGUGUGGUAUAGAACCGGGAUCCGAUCAGGAACCGCCUGCACUAAAGAGCGAGGUGAUGUUCGUGGCUCGAUUCGAAAACUUUAUGCCCAAAAAGGAACAGGUCGGGCCAGAGUGGGUGCUUCUAGAACUAACAAGCGCGUUGGGGGUGGUAUUUGCUUUGGUCCCAAGCCUAAAGAUUGGGCUUUUCAUAUGCCCAAAAAAAUACUCUCUAUCGCUUUUCGUUCAGCUUUAUCAGCAAAAUAUUUGCAAAACGAGUUAGUUAUUAUCAGCCCUACUUCUCUUAAAGAGAGCAAUUCCAUUUCAAGCAUUUUAGCCUCUGUAUAUGGUAAAUAUUCUGGGAGUCGCAUUAUGAUUUUGGACUCAAAACCGCCCACUUCUCACAUUGCGGACCAAAUCGCCCAAUUAGAAAACAUUGUGAUUAUGUCGCCUAGAGACAACGUCAAUGCAUAUCAUUUACUAGAUAACAAGCUUCUAUUUAUCACAACUAGAGCGAUAAGCUUCUACUCCAGAAUCCAUAAUGACAACCAUCUUGUUGCCAAAUAA
Mitosporidium daphniae is the source of this 717-nucleotide messenger RNA. RefSeq lists its product as uncharacterized. The transcript has a single exon. Gene Ontology annotation, molecular function: structural constituent of ribosome. The record is from RefSeq and is a predicted model, not a curated record. Gene Ontology annotation, cellular component: ribosome. Lineage: Eukaryota; Fungi; Microsporidia. Gene Ontology annotation, biological process: translation. The coding region runs from base 1 to 717 and encodes 238 amino acids.